Messenger RNA from Colletotrichum higginsianum IMI 349063, 2112 nucleotides. Its product is annotated as C2H2 transcription factor. The transcript has a single exon. The record is from RefSeq and is a predicted model, not a curated record. Gene Ontology annotation, biological process: regulation of transcription by RNA polymerase II. Gene Ontology annotation, cellular component: nucleus. Bases 1 to 2112 code for a protein of 703 amino acids. NCBI's taxonomy places the organism in Eukaryota, Fungi, Ascomycota, Sordariomycetes, Glomerellales, Glomerellaceae.
AUGCUGUUAACCCAACCCGCUACUGUGCAACCUCUUCAGCAACACCAAUUCUGUCACAACAGCCACAACAACCAUUCACAGUACCAGCAACAGCUCCAGCCUCAACCUCAACAACCACAACACUUCUAUCCUCAGUCACUCGACUUCGACUUCGACCUCGACACAUCUUUCGACGACGUAGCACAGGAUCUUAACUCGUCGAGCAUCUCAUCUUCACCACUUUCGACUCAAUCCUUUCUUUCUUCUCACUAUUCGUUGGCGAACCAGCCGGUCAGCCUUUCAGAUUACACUCCAUCCAACAUCGCCGUGCCACGAGGAGCGGUCAUUGACGACACGGCUUUCGACCACUCGUCUUUGAAUUUGAAUCAGAAUCAUCAGCAAGACCAUAUGCAUUCCGACGCUUGGGUGGUGGGGAAUCAGUACGCUCCCAAGUCGGUCGGCCGACUAUCUCACCAGCGGGAGUCCUCGCUGUCUUCUCUGGGCUCUGCUGGCCCUGCCUCACCCUACAAUCUUAACAUAUCGAACCCCCAGAUCGCGGUCACAGACUCGACAGCAGACGGUGUAUACGACAUGCAGUCCCACGACAGCAGUGCCUUCUAUCAGUUGUCCAGCAAGGCCAUGGCGGCGCCACACGAGAACAUGUAUCCGAAUUACAACGGAUUGAACAACAUCUCACCAGACAUGAGUGGUUAUGCAUCUGCUGUAAACGUCCAAAGGCCGCGUUCUGAUCGGAGUUUGCUUCCCGCUCCGGAACUGUCGGUCGCAGGCAACAGAUCUCACCCUAACUCGGUGGCGAGUUCCAUUGCCGGUGACUCACCCGCCACUCCGUCACACAUCGGGCAAGAAGAUGACCGGAGACGCAAAGCUGGUAAGGAUGCUUCUAAUAGUUUUGAUGAGUUUCUGAGCAUGUGCUUACCAAUUUUUGAUGAGACAGUGUUCAGCAAUGCCCCCAAGUUGGAUCGUACGAUGACGGAUAUCUAUAACGAUGAGCUCUACAGCCCAAACUUCACAAUCACAUCGGCAUCCCCGGCCCAAAGUCAAAUGGCUGUGUCUCCCAGCAACGAUGUCUUUGCUCAAAGGCUUAGCGCAGCCAACAACCAACACUUGAGCGCGGUGCAUUCACCUGCGUCCAGUGUAUCACGAGACCGGUCUCCAUUCCGCCAAGGCUCGCCACUCGCACCUGUUGCCAACCACGACUUCGGUGCCGGCAUGCAUGCCUCCCGUUUGAGGUUCAAUUCGGCACACCAAAUGCGAGAGCAGAACAAGGCGGACCAGGAUGCUCAGGUUAUGAGGCAACAAAUGUCCAUGAAGUCUGAGCCCGAUACUCCCAAGACCAUAUCCCCCAAGGACGCCAUGCUCGAGUUCCACGACGCUGAUGGCGAUUCUUCCUUCCCAUUGUUCCCCUCACAGGAGCCGGCGGAUUUUGAGGAUAUCGCAAAGGCCGUUGUCUCUCAGGAUCAGCAAGCGAACUUCAUCAAAUCUGGCAUGCAGACCGGAGCAUCUUUUCCUUUUAUGCCCGCACAACUCCAGGCUGGCGUCCAGAUCCCUCAGCAAUACCCUUUUAUCGCUCACCCCCGCCAAUCCCAGGAUCAUAUGCCUCGGCUCAGCUCUACCGAGUCUAGUGAUGGCGGUUCCGAGGGGACACCAAUGUCGAACGGUGGUCCUAUAUCCAAGCCAGCUGGUACCACCGCUGAUGGAGGGACGUAUACGUGCACAUAUCAUGGUUGCACGAUGCGCUUCGAAACGCCUGCUCUUCUGCAGAAGCACAAACGUGAGGGUCACCGCCAGACUCAAGGAAUCGGGGGCCCCCGGAGGCCCGACACCGUGGUUGCCUCGCCCGACAGCCUGCUGAACAGCCAAGCAGGUCCGCACCGCUGUGACCGCAUCAACCCAAGCACCGGCAAGCCGUGUCACACGAUAUUUUCACGCCCUUACGAUUUGACCAGGCACGAGGACACCAUUCACAACGCGCGGAAGCAGAAGGUUCGAUGCAAUCUUUGCACUGAAGAGAAGACAUUCAGUCGCGCCGACGCACUUACACGACACUACCGCGUCUGCCAUCCCGAUGUCGAAUUCCCGGGCAAACAUCGUCGUCGUGGUCACAACGCCUAG